AUGUCAAUUAAUGGCUAUGUUGAGGCUAUUGAUAUUGGUGAUUAUAACUCUGAUGGUAUUCAUGAUAUUACAGCAUAUAUAAUAGCAACAGGUUCAUAUUUAGAUAUUUAUACACUAUAUGGUCAAACUUCAAUUGGUUCAAUUUCAAUAAUUGGUAAAUUAUUUCUACCAAAUCCAGUGUCAAACACAAUUUAUAAAUUAUUUGAAAAUAAUAUUAAUUCAGAAGUUGGACAAUGCGCAAUUAGAAUUGUUACAUUAACAAUUGAAAAUUCAGCAAAUGAAGAUCAAUUUAUUAUUGAUCCUAGUUUCAAUAGUUCAAUAUAUUCAAUAGCAUUUAAUAAUAAUACAAGAGUUAGAAUUGAUGGUACUUGUAAUCCACUCACUGGUUGCCAAUGUAUAAAUGAUCAUUAUGGUGAUUUUUGUGAAUUAAAAGAUUGUACAGUUCCACAAUGUUUAAAUGGUGGUUCAUAUAAUACAACAGUUGAUGAAUGUUCAUGUCCUCAAGGUUAUGAAGGUACGGAUUGCAGUGGUAUUAGUUGUUCAGCUUCAUGUUUAAAUGGUGGCUCAUGUAAUACUACGGUUGGUGAAUGUUCAUGUCCUCAAGGUUAUGAAGGUAUGGAUUGCAGUGGUAUUAGUUGUCCAGUUUCAUGUUUAAAUGGUGGUUCAUGUAAUACUAUGGUUGGUGACUGUUCAUGUAUAAAUGGCUUUUAUGGUGAUGAUUGUGAUACAAAGGAUUGUACAGUUCCACAAUGUUUAAAUGGUGGUUCAUGUAAUACAACAGUUGGCGAAUGUUCAUGCACUCAAGGUUAUGAAGGUAUAGAUUGUAGUGGUAUUAGUUGUUCAGUUUCAUGUUUAAAUGGUGGUUUAUGUAAUACUACAGUUGGUCAAUGUCAAUGUGUUGAAGAUUAUGAAGGCGAUGGUUGUGGUUCUGAAAACAAAAAGAAAAUAAAUAUUGGUGUUAUUAUUGGUCGAAUUUUAGAUGGUCUUGCACUAAUUGCAAUUAUUGUUGUUGCCAUUGUUUUAAUUAAAAAGAAGAAGAAUGGAAAUUCAAAGAAAAAUACAAAUAACAUUGAAUUAAGACCUCAAAGUUCCACUGUUGAUAUUCAAAUGGGUGGUAGAAUUAAAAAUCUUGAUAAAUUUUAA
This is a messenger RNA of Dictyostelium discoideum AX4, 1143 nucleotides long. RefSeq lists its product as hypothetical. Bases 1 to 1143 code for a protein of 380 amino acids. The transcript has 3 exons. NCBI's taxonomy places the organism in Eukaryota, Evosea, Eumycetozoa, Dictyosteliales, Dictyosteliaceae. The record is from RefSeq and is a predicted model, not a curated record.